AAAAAAUAAUAUUCAUUCUGGAAUUAUAAAACUCCAUAGUAUAUAAAUGAUAUCUUCCAAUGCAAAAGAAUGUAUGUUCAAAAUAAGGUGCAUAAAGGUGGAAGAGAUUGAUAGGAUGCCGGAGUGGAUUUACAAAGAAGUGGGCUGGACUAAUAAUGAUUCCAUAUUCCUCAAGAUAUGUUACGAUAUAGAUCCGAAAGGCUGGUUCGUGGCUGUCACCUCUGAUGAAGACAUUAUUGGAACAUUGCUGAGUGUCAACUUAAACGAUCAAUAUUCGUUCGCUGGCUUGUAUUUGGUAUCUAAGAAGCAUCGAUUCAAAGGGAUUGGAAAGAUAUUACAAGACAUCAUGUGUAAACACGUUGCUCAUAGAUGUUUAGGCGUCAAUUCUGUAGAAGAAAGGGUUUCUUCUAAUCUCAAAAUAGGAAUGAUCCAAUCAUUCAAAGUUGCCAUAUUCAAGGGUUGCUUAAUACGUAACGCUCCAAUAUUUCAUUUCUUGUCUAAGUAUAAAUCCAUCGAUGAUCACAAACCACUUAAUACCGUUGCUAACGGAAUGAUAUGCAAUCAAAAAAUUCAGUGCAAUGCUAAAGAUCAACACCAAUGCAAUAAGAUUGAAGCCAAAAAACCCGUCACCUAUCUUACCACACAAACAGAUCUCAAAAAUAAUUCUGUGAUAGACCAGGAAUUAGAGAAAAAGCAAACUAUUUGCGAAAAGGGUUAUAACGACAACAGCCACCCUUUUUUAGAUGAUAAACUAUCUUUGAAAUAUAAUAGCUUGAAUACUAAUGACGAUUUAUCCAAGCAUAGACAUGACUCAUUACAAGGGAGUGAUAAUAUAAGCUUAAUACUUAAAGAUGGCAUGGAUAUCAAUUUCUCCAGCUUAUGCAAUUACGAUGCUGCAAUUCACGGAGGCAUACCCAGGGAAAUAUUUUUGAAGGCCUUUAUACAGUUAUCUGCAAAGAGUGACAAUGCAAUAAAAUGUAUAGUGGCUCUCAAAAAGUCUGAAAUGAUGGCAAACGAUAAGCAAGCUUUAUCUGAUCAGAUAUGUGGUUACGGAAUUAUACGCCCUAGAUGGAGAUCCCUUUCAACUGAGAAUGAAUUGAUUACUUUCCCUAACACAAAAAAUUUAACUCCUCUAAUAUCUGAGCAUCACCUGAUUAUAGGCCCACUGUACGCCGAUAAUCCAGAAAUUGCUAAAAUCAUAUUGAAGGCUCUACUAGACACGGUCCCUUACGAAUGGAAGAUUAAUGUAGAGUUAACCGUUCCUUUCAAGAUAAAAGAUGAAGUCGCAGGUCCUUUGAACGAUUCUACAUUUAAUCCAAAUUUCUUAUAUAUGACUGCUACCAAAGAGUUGGGUCUUAGCAGAGAAGGAGAGUGUUUCAGAAUGUACAAAAAUGAUAUAAUGAAAACACUUAAUAGGAACGAGGAGGAUGAAUCAAUAAAAAAUGUUGAUAAAAAGAUAGAUCUAAUUCCUUUUCCUAAUAUUUUAAUGGAAAAAGUUUAUUCUUUAGUGAGUUUGGAUUAUUUUUUAAUUUGAGCCAAAUGUUUAAAUC
Messenger RNA from Gordionus sp. m RMFG-2023, 1550 nucleotides. RefSeq lists its product as uncharacterized. NCBI's taxonomy places the organism in Eukaryota, Metazoa, Nematomorpha, Gordioida, Chordodea, Parachordodidae. Gene Ontology annotation, molecular function: acyltransferase activity, transferring groups other than amino-acyl groups. The record is from RefSeq and is a predicted model, not a curated record. The coding region runs from base 47 to 1534 and encodes 495 amino acids. The transcript is spliced from 5 exons.